Messenger RNA from Vombatus ursinus (common wombat), 4664 nucleotides. RefSeq names its product zinc finger protein 541 (gene ZNF541). Bases 1 to 4107 code for a protein of 1368 amino acids. The record is from RefSeq and is a predicted model, not a curated record. Gene Ontology annotation, molecular function: transcription corepressor activity. Gene Ontology annotation, cellular component: transcription regulator complex; histone deacetylase complex. Lineage: Eukaryota; Metazoa; Chordata; Mammalia; Diprotodontia; Vombatidae. Gene Ontology annotation, biological process: regulation of transcription by RNA polymerase II; negative regulation of DNA-templated transcription. The transcript has 15 exons.
AUGGACCAGUACAGCCUUGGGGACGAUGGUGCCCUUCAGUCAGAGAUGCAUCUUCCUGGAUUUUCAGAGAGCCAGGGGCUGAACUGCAGUGACACCCUCAAUCGAGAUCUGUGCCCCAACACAAGAGACCUGCUCUACGCUGGCCUGAGCAGCUUAGACCUGGACCCUGGCCUCCCGACGCCAGAUAUGGCCAGCGAGGCUCUGGAGGACAAUCUCGACGCCCUCUCUUUGUAUUCAGGGAAGGAGGGAGACUCGGCAAAGCUAUUGGAGGAGUAUGCUGAUUCGGACUCGCAGCCUUCCUUGCAGGACCUGGGACUGGGCGUCCUUAAGGCAUCUAAAGAAGCAGAUGAAGGAGGCAGGGCCAGCUCGGGCAGUGCCAGGAAAGGAAAGCGGCAGCACAGCUCCCCCCAGAACCCGUUCCUGGAUUGCAGCCUCUGUGGAAAGGUGUUCAGCAGUGCCAGCUCCCUUAGCAAACACUACCUGACGCACAGCCAGGAGAGGAAGCACGUCUGCAAGAUCUGCAGCAAGGCGUUUAAGCGCCAGGACCACCUGACUGGACACAUGCUGACCCAUCAGAAAACCAAACCCUUUGUGUGCAUUGAGCAGGGCUGCAACAAGAGCUACUGUGAUUAUCGUUCCCUGCGCCGCCACUACGAGGUGCAGCAUGGCCUGUGUAUCCUGAAGGAGGCCCCUCCAGAAGAGGAAGCCUGUGGGGAUUCACCUCAUGCUCACGAGGCAGCCGGCCAGGCUGGGCCCAGCAGCCUCCGAACCCUGGUGCCCUCCGAGGCCCGCUCCCCCAGCUCCCUGCUGCCCAACCGAGACCUCCUUCGGUGCAUCGUGAGCAGCAUUGUCCACCAGAAGCUCCCCUCACCUGGCCUGGCUGCUGCGGGGGCACCCGACGUUGAUGGGAGGGGCUCACUGUGCCCUUGUCCGCCCAGCGCGGGCUCUGUCUCCUGUACUCCUGCCGAUGCCAUGGCACCUACAGGAGCCCUGGGCAUCGAGCCUCCCGAGGAGCCUCGGCCCCCAAGAAAGGAUGCGGCCCCCUCUGACAUGUUCACAGUUAUCCAUUCAGGGAAUCUGGCAGCCAUGGCCCCCGGGGGAGAGAACGGAGCCUCUGACCCAGCUGAUUCGGAACUGCCUUUUCUCCCACUCCCAUCUGCUGGACCAGAAAGUUGGUCCGAUGGGGGGACCUUGCCUUGCUUGCCUCUCUUCCGAGGCCAGGCGGUCUCAGCGAGCUCCCAGCCAUCUAGUCACAACUUUCAGUGGGUCAGGAACCUGCCCGGCUGUCCCACGAGCAAAGGGAACAGUGUCUAUUUUGUCCACAAGCCAGCUCCGGUCCCUGCCCGGGAUGGCUCUGAGCCCAGGCCUGGGCCUGUGUCCCCGCUGCUGGACCCAUUAGCUGCCCCAGUAGGCGCUGGACCAGAGGACGUGCUCUCUUUCCCUCCCAUGCUUCUAAAGGCACCGGGGGACACCCUGAGUGAUGCCAGGUUUGCUGGUGGUGAGGACAGCUCCUGGCCUGCCCAGAGGAACAAGUGUGACUGUGAGCCCUUCCCUUGGCAGAACCCUGGGGAGCUGGGCCUCCAGGAUGUGCAGAAACCGAGUGGGCUCCCCCCUGAGAGCACCUCGCUCUUCAGGCAGCUCUUUCUCAAGUCCCAGGAGUCCCUGGUGAGCCACGAGCAGAUGCAGGUGUUUCAAAUGAUCACCAAAUCCCAGCAGAUGUUCUCCAACACCCAGGUAGCAGCAGCUCCCUCUCAGCUCCCACUCCCAGAGACCAAGCAGGCUUUGCUGAAACCACUGCAGGGCGUGUGGCAGCAGCCUCUGGGCCCAGGGGCUGACUUCCAUGCUCUCCCGGGGAACCCGGAGCAGGAGGGGUCGCCGGCCCACAGGAGAAAGACCCAGGCCCUGUUUCCAAGAGAGUCUUCACCUAGAAGCACAAGGCGGGACCCCAAGGGAGGGCCAAAAGUGGCCCCUGCAUUGCCUUCCCUUGGGUCAUCCCUGGACCCUUGUGGGAAUCCAGAUGCUUCUAUGACCAAGCAGUGGCGGUCAGCAAAAGGGAGCGUAGGUCUGGGGGAUGUUUUUUCCCCAGCACGUCCUCGACUGUCUCCAUCGGGGAUGGAAGAGCCAGCCGGAGGCCAGUUCCAUUCAAAGCUGUCUCAGACAGAGAAUGGUGCCCCCUCGGCCACCAAAGGUGACAAGAGUCAGGCCGGUGCCAGAGAAAUGGGCUAUCGACUCUUCUCUGGCAGCACCAGAGCCCAGCGAUUCUCCGGCUUCCGCAAGGACAAAGUGAAGAUGGACAUGUGCUGUGCGGCGUCUCCGAGCCAGGUGGCCAUGGCUUCCUUUUCCUCGGCCGGCGCCUUGGCGGAGCCCUCGCGGGACGUGAAGUCCAAGCUGACCGUCUUCAAUAGGAUGCAGGGCGGGAAUAUCUACAGGCUGCCCCACCCCACGAGGGAAGAGAGCCUGGUGACUGGCUGUAACCAGCUCAAUGGUGUUUCUCCGGACUGGACGGAACCCAGAAGCACUUACGUCUGCAAGAACUGCAGCCAGAUGUUUUAUACCGAGAAGGGGCUGAGCAGCCACAUGUGUUUUCACAGUGACCAGUGGCCGUCACCAAGAGGGAGGCAGGAGCAGCAGUUGUAUAGCGCGGAAUACUGCAAACCCCAGAGAUUGGUCCUAAGGCCGGAGGGUGAUGGACAAAGUCCACCAGGAGCCAAGAGGCCUUUGGAAGACCUCGCUGCAGCCCCUUUGGUGACCCCUGUGUCUGUCCCUGGGCCAGCUGGGAGCCGACCUCUGGGGAGCCUGACUAAGGGACACGAGAGGGCUGGCCGAGAAGAGAGAGACACUAAGGAAACCAGCCAACACAGAAAAAGAAAAAAACGCCCCCAGCCCAAGACGCUGUUCAUCCCUCCUCCACCUUCGGUUUUUGGAGAGAUCCAGCCCGGCCCUGGAGGCUGCUAUCAGAGCUGUCUGCGGUCCCCAGUGUUCCUAGUCGACUAUCUCCUGAAGGGUUUAUUGCAGUGUUCUCCAUAUACACCACCCCCAAUGCUCAGCCCGAUCCGGGAAGGGUCAGGAUUGUAUUUCAACACUCUCUUCUCCACAUCCACUCAUUCUGAUCCUGAUAGGCUCUAUGGGACUGUGCUGGACCGAGUGGAUGGCUCUUUUGGAAUUGCUGUGGUCAAAGACGACACCAAGAUCAGCAUUGAGCCACACAUCAAUAUAGGGAGCCGAUUUCAGGCAGAGAUCCCAAAGCCCAGAGAGAGUUCUCUGGCAGAAGGUGACCAGCAUGGCGCUUCGCUGGUGUGGAAACCAUGGGGAGAUGUGAUGACCAACCCGGACACGCAAGGCAGAGUGACUGAACUGUGUAACGUGGCCUGCUCCAGUGUGAUGCCAGGAGGAGGGACCAAUCUGGAACUCGCUCUCCACUGCCUGCAUGAAGCCCAGGGUGAUAUCCGGGAUGCUCUGGAGACCCUGUUACUCAGAGGACCCCAGAAGGCUCCGUCUCAUCCUCUUGCUGAUUAUCGUUACACAGGUUCAGACAUCUGGACUCCUGUGGAGAAGAGGCUGUUUAAGAAGGCUUUCUGUGCCCAUAAGAAGGAUUUUUAUCUGAUACACAAGAUGAUUCAGACAAAGAAUGUGGCCCAGUGUGUUGAGUAUUAUUAUAUCCGGAAAAAAAUGAUCAAGUUUGACUGCGGCCGAGCCCCAGGGCUAGAAAAGAGGGUCAAGAGAGAGCAGGAUGAGGUAGAAAGGACAGAAGAAAAGGUGACCUGCAGCCCUCGAGACCGGCUCAGUCAUCGGCCGACCCAAGAGCUGAAGAUCAAAACCAAGAGUUAUAAGAGAGAAGCCAGUGUCACCUCUAGCCCGACCAUUGGCCCCAAGAGGACCCCCGACCCCCCGGGGAGUGCCGAGAGCCAGGGCGUGUUUCCGUGCCGAGAGUGUGAGAGGGUGUUCGAUAAGAUUAAGAGUCGAAAUGCCCACAUGAAGCGCCAUCGCCUCCAGGAGCAUGUGGAGCCUGUGGUCAGAAUGAAGUGGCCCGUGAAGCCCUUUCGGAGUGAGCCACGAGAUGAGGAAGAUGAGGAGGAAGCUGGGGCAUCACCACCCCUCCGGUGGUGAUGGGAAGAAGGCCAGGAUCCUGGGGGGGAGGGCCUGCCUGGCCAGGGCCUCCAACCCCCGCUGGGGGCUGUGGCGUCUCUCCCAGGCUUGGUCCAGUGGGGAGCAUGCCCCCGACGUGGCCACAGCUUCUCUUUGCUGUCCCAUUGGGUAGCCAGGUGUCUGAUGGGAAAGCCACGUCCUAUGUUGGGUAGUAAUUAGGGAUGGGGCAGGGAAAGCACAGUCAUCACAUGAUUGUCAUGGCUGUGUAGUGUGGGCUUCUGAGGCUCUGUACCAUUCAGUUGGGUGACCUCUCCCCUUUUUUCAAUCAUAUGUCUCGGGGGAAUGGGGGGGGAGAAAAAGACAAAAAAGUUGGAUCUGAGUAGCUCUUAAAUCUUUGCCUAAGUUUUGGGGUUUGUUAUUUUUGUUGGAAAAGGCCAAGAUUUCAGAGAAUCAGUGGGAAGAUAGCUCUAUAGCGAUGACAUGUGGGGGCCUCCCUCACACAGGGAGGAGCCUUCUGCAUUGAGUCCAAGGUGCUGUGGUGACCUGUACAUUGUUUGGUUUUUUUGUACGUGCCUACU